UUCACAAUAAAAAUAUCACCAAAACCCAGAAGGUGCGUUUCUUUACCGGGCAGUUACUGAACCACAUAGCAGCUCUCUACAGCUGGAAUGGGAUUGUUGAUGUGAGCCUGGAAAAUGUCAAGGCUUCUGAGGAUGCGGGGAAAACCAUGGUGAGGGAGCUUGUUCACACCUUCCUGAUGGAUCUGUGCUGUUCGCUCAAGCACGGGAUUAAUUUUUAUGACGCAUCUCUCGGCACCCUCGGCAGAGGCGGGAAUCUGACCCUCCUGCACUUCCUGUUGGGUUUGAAGACUGCUGCAGACGAUGAGCUGGUGGCCGAGCUCGUGGUGAACAUCCUCAAAGUGUGCCCGGACUUACUGAACAAAUACUUCAAGGAAGUCACAUUUUCCUUUCUUCCAAGAGUGAAGUCCACUUGGUCAAAUAACAUCAAACUGCUGAACAAGAUCUAUGAGGCCCAGCCGGACAUUUCCCGGGCUUUUCAGACCAGAGAGUUCAUCCCCUUGCCUCGGCUCCUGGCAAUGGUGAUGGUGACCACUGUGCCCCUGGUGUGCAAUAAGAUCAUGUUCACCCAGGCAUUAAAUUUGGACAGCAAAUCGGUGAAACACACAGCUUUAUCCCUUAUUUCCGUCAUUUUGAAAAGAGCAUUGAAAACCGUUGACCACUGCCUGGAUAAAGAGACGUGGCAAGGAUCAAGCGUGUACUCGGCCGAGGUGAUGGAAGAAUUCGUGCGGCUCUUCAGAGAAGCUCUGAGCAAGAUUUUACCAGACCUCAACACCAUCGUGUGGGUCUGGCAGUCCCUUCGAAAGCAGGACACAAAACAGGAUGAUGAGAAAGGAAAGAAGAGGGACAACCAGACUCCCACCUUCUGUGUGACUCCCGAGUGCGAUGAUGCAGAAACCAUUCUUCUGAAAGCUGUUCUGCUCCAGGUCAUAUGCCUGUACCAGAAGGUGGUCCCACACGUGGUCAUGCAGUACAACUUUGACUUCAGCAAGCUCCUGAAAGGCAUCAUCUCAGAGCAGGGCCUCCGAGACGAGGUCCCUCCCAUUCUGCAGCACCACAUUCUCAAGGUGGCCCUGGAGCUGCCCGCCAGCAAGUUUUUGUGGUUAAAGGCACAGGAAGGCCCAGAUGCAGAAAUUAUUGGAGGAGAGCGAUCUGUAUUUUACUUAUUGAUGAAAAUGUUUGUGACCAGUAGCCAUCUGCAGCUCAAGUCAUCCACCAAACUCCUGGUCAUAAAGAUUCUUCGGGACACAGGGGUGUUCGAGCACACGUGGAAGGAGCUGGAGCUGUGGCUGGAGCACUUAGAUUACACCCCAGAAGAGAAACGAGAGACUGUGAUUCAGUUUUUGGAACGUGUAAGCACCUAUUUCCAGUGUUAA
Leptonychotes weddellii (Weddell seal) is the source of this 1373-nucleotide messenger RNA. Lineage: Eukaryota; Metazoa; Chordata; Mammalia; Carnivora; Phocidae. The record is from RefSeq and is a predicted model, not a curated record.